Sporothrix schenckii 1099-18 is the source of this 216-nucleotide messenger RNA. RefSeq lists its product as uncharacterized. The transcript has 2 exons. The record is from RefSeq and is a predicted model, not a curated record. Bases 1 to 216 code for a protein of 71 amino acids. Lineage: Eukaryota; Fungi; Ascomycota; Sordariomycetes; Ophiostomatales; Ophiostomataceae.
AUGACACAGUUGAAAUGCCGUCAAAAGCAUCACUCCGUUUUCUUCCUCCGCACACAAUGGACACAUUUUCCUUCUUUCACAAUGUAUGUUUUGGGCGCCGAUGCUGAGCCAUCACAGACCUGGUUGAUCGAUUUGGCAUGGUCACACCAGAUGUUGAUUGGGAUGGCCUUCACAUGCUGCCGUCUGAGCUCGCAGAGGGUCGAUACAUAUUUGUAG